Molecule: messenger RNA, 482 nt
Organism: Schistosoma rodhaini
Lineage: Eukaryota; Metazoa; Platyhelminthes; Trematoda; Strigeidida; Schistosomatidae
Source: the annotation of a GenBank genome assembly
AUGAAGGCGGGCAUUUCGUACAGAAGAUGCACAUGGACAGUUAUGACGCAAAUGGAUCUUUCCAUCCAGAAUAAAGUGAUCAGGCAUUUAGAAGAAAUAGAAGAAGCUGGUGAAAUGGUAUUGGCCAAGAAACAAGAAUGCAUAGUUUACGACAGGAAUCGGCAAAAAUCACGCGAAGCUGUGCGACAGCUAAUGCAAUUGGACUCAGAAAAUAAACAGUGGGCGUGCUUAUCUGACCAGUUCUUUCUGUUUCCGUCUGUUGGAUUGAGGAAAGCAAUUGAGGAGGAUAUUAAAGUUUAUGAUUCUGAAAUCCAGAAGUUAAAUCACCAAUUAAAGGAAGAUAUUAAAUGGUUACAUGAACUUGAAGGUAAAGAGCCCCUCAAAGGAUUUGACUUGUUGCCACUAUGAAAUUGAAAAACAUCUGAUACUUAACAUGUGUACAAAUCAGAAUAAAAGUAUGCAUCUUACUGCUUCAUUUUUGU